Molecule: messenger RNA, 4519 nt
Organism: Protopterus annectens (West African lungfish)
Lineage: Eukaryota; Metazoa; Chordata; Ceratodontiformes; Protopteridae
Product: transcription factor Sp5-like
Exons: 2
Coding region: 159-1193 (344 amino acids)
Biological process (GO): regulation of transcription by RNA polymerase II
Molecular function (GO): RNA polymerase II cis-regulatory region sequence-specific DNA binding; DNA-binding transcription factor activity, RNA polymerase II-specific
Source: RefSeq, a predicted model, not a curated record
GAAAGCGGCAGAGCGCUUCUCGGUGAGGGCACAACGAGGAGAGCGCGAGGCAGGAAGCGGCACGAGCGAGGCAAUUCCAGUCCGGGCUGAGGCUACCGUACCCACUACGUUAGGUACUAACAUAUUAACCAACUCCAGGAUUCACUGGCUCACACCCAAUGGCAACGCUUGCAGUGCACAGAGGAGAUAAUAUUCUACAAGCGUUUUUACAGGACAGAACACCCAGUUCUUCUCCCAACGGUGAAAUUCAUCCACCACUUUCAUUCUUGGCAACCGGUUGUGGACAAGUCCGACAGAUUGGACAAUCUGUUUCAGAAUUCCCUCCAGUCUCAUAUGACUCUUUUGUUGGGUCUGCUUCUGGAAUGUUUCAGCUUUGGAGCAAUGAUGUCACUCCAUCAUCUGGAAUCAGUACGCAUGGUGUGCCUUUUGGGGUUCCAAAAGUUCAGUAUCAUGGCCACCUCUCAACACCACUAGGAACUCAUGAAUUGCCUCUAACUCCACCUGCAGAUCAUUCCUAUAAUUUGGAACUCUCACCAAUGAAAGUCCUGGCUCCUCAGGUUCCAGCGAACGUGUCUUACUCGUAUCCAGAAACACCUGUGACACAGAAUUUUCCUAAUUUCAUACAGAGCUCCCCCAUGACUUCCAGGCAUUUAUCAACAACGCAUCAUGAAGAUGCCACUUGGUGGAGCAUACAGCAGUCAAGCUCCGGGACCCCCCACUCAUUUCAUUUAGGAAGAUCAGUGAUUUUAGGACAUCAGCCACAGAUAGCUGCACUCCUUCAGAACUCUUCCAAGGGUGUUCUAAGUUCUACUAGACGUUGCAGGAGAUGCAGAUGCCCUAACUGCCAGUCUCCAAGUAGCAGUGAUGAACCUGGAAAGAAAAAACUUCAUGUCUGCCACCUUCCUGGAUGCGAAAAAGUCUAUGGGAAAACAUCCCAUUUAAAAGCCCAUUUGAGGUGGCAUGCAGGAGAGAGGCCCUUUGUUUGCAACUGGAUCUUUUGUGGCAAGAGCUUCACAAGGUCAGAUGAGCUCCAAAGACACCUCAGGACUCACACUGGUGAGAAAAGAUUCUGUUGCCAGCAAUGUGGGAAGCGUUUUAUGAGAAGUGAUCACCUCUCAAAACAUGUGAAGACCCAUCAGAAUAGGAAGCCCAAAGCUGGUAGCUCUCAUGUAGAGAGCAUGAAGAGAGAAUAGAAUAACAGUUAAAUUAGUAUGUGGAAAGGAUACAAAUAAUUGUAAAAAAAAAAUGUUUAGAAUUUGCAAGUGGAAGAGACCACUGGUGAGUAAUGCACUGCAAUCUUCAUGACAAUCGACAUUUCAGUAAAAGUUUGACACUGUUAUUAGAAAAGCAGCAGAAUAGCUGUUACCAGCAGCUUUACUCCACACCUUGCAUGUGGAAGCAUUUGUCAUUUGCUGGGUAUUAUGUCCAGACAAGGAGGUAUUGCAGUUCUUUUUACUGAACCAGCAUCAGUAUUAAUAUUUUUCUACUGACAAGAGUAUUUCUACUUAUAGGGGUAUAUGAAUCCUUGCUCGGGGGCUACUCAUGAGGUUAAAGUCUUCCAUGCAGCCCAACAGACUGGAUUGUUUUAUUUAUUUGUGGGGUUUUUUUUUGUUUUUUUUUUUGUAUGGAGUCUUUACCACUGGUUAAUUUGCUGUCAGGACCAGCCUAGCACCUUAAGAAAUGCUGUCUUUACUGUAGUACAGCUGGUUUGUAAUAUGUGUAUUCUAAUGACUCAUGAGACAGUUUGUAACUCUGAGAUCCAGAAUGCUUGGAAUACUGACAUUUGAGCCAGGCUGCGGCACUAGAACAUGCAGCUGCUUUUAUUGUGUUCUACAAUGUUUGUAACAUUUGUGCAUGGUUUGUGCCGGCUUUAAAUGAGAUUUAUAUUUAUUGACCUUAAUGUUUAACUGAUGCCUUUUCCACUGUCUCUUACCAAGGCCAUUUUUAACCGAAUUCCUGCAGGUGAUUCAUAACUCGAUUCCAACAUGGUAAUCAUUAUGUUGGUCAACUAGUUAGAGGGACAAUAGUCAACAAGUUAGAGGAAAGUCAAGGGAAAGCCAAAUGAAGUGAGAGAAACGAGUAGCCACUCUAAAGCUGAGACUCCAUGUGUGAAGUAUAAUUGGCUUCUCUUAUGAAACCACAAAGUGUAUGACAGGAAGAAGUAUGCUGUAAUUUCAUAAAGAGUUCAUUAGCUAUAUUGCAAACCCAUUUAUCUGUUUCUUAGGCAUUUUGACGUUUAAGAUGGCUGUCACAAGACCUCAAGAAGUACUUUCAGGACUUAACGGUUAGAGACUUAAUAUGUUGAAAGUACUUAAUCUGCUGAGUUAAACCUAGCUGUGUGUGAGCAUACCACAGUGAGAUAUACAUUUAACUCGUCUUUAUUGUUGCCUGAUAGUUUUGCAGUGGUAAGUUGUGUGAUAAUGUACGGAUGGCUGAACUGAAGAUUUGUUAAUAAGCCUGUGGUUAUAGGGAGUGAAACAGUCUGCUUGGGGGUGUGGGGUUGAGGGACUUCCCCUCUACAAAAAAAUCAUUCAUUUAAUGUUCUUGAAAGGUGUGCCAUAGUUUGUAAUUUAUUUUAUCUUACGCAACGAUUAAGUAUCAUUGAACUGUUCACGAGCCAUACAUUAUUUCCUUGAACUGCUGAAUAUAAAAUGUUUAAACAAACUCCCAAAUCGUUAGAGCUACUAAAUUUUUAUAAAGUAAUAAACACAAAGUCACAUGAGAGGCACUACCACAUUAUAAUUUAAGGCUUUAAGUAACACUGUCUGGUAAACUUUGACGUUGUGGAUUCACAAACAAGUAAGUGAGUUAUGAGGCAGAAAUUGUGGUCCUAUUUAUGUGGGAAGAUCUCUUGAGCUACAGUUGUGCAAUAUGCGGCUUAAAAGGAUAUGCUGUCAUAAUGUUCAUUAAAAACUGAAUAAUGAACCUCUACUGAUGAGAUAAAUGUCAUCCAAUGCAAACGUUUGUCACAGUCUCUGGCUUGCCUUGUAUAACAUACUAGUGUUUACUGACAAGAUUCCACAGGAAAAAAACACUUACCUUCAGGCAACAAGACUGAAUUGGCUGCUGGCAGCAUAGAUGGGAAGCAAGGGCUUCACUGGAAUUUACACACUGUUUAGGCUACCUUCCACCUUCUUUCUGUGGUAGUCAGUAACCUUAACAGUCUCAAUAGGAAAAAGUAAACAACUGAUCAUUUGUUUCUGUUUAGUAAUUAUUCCUAAAUUAAACUAAUAUACAUCAGUAUUUCCAAGGCAUACUACUGAAGUUAUGCAUUUUGGAGCUGUGCUAAAUUAUCUAUUCUUAAGUACUUAUGCCCACAGCUACAUUACCCAAACAGGCAACAAGUCACUUCAAGCUGAUUUUAAACACUUAAAAUUGCAAUUCUCCAUUUACUUGAACUACAAAUACAAAAUAGUAUGUGCUUUAGUAAUGUACAAAAAAUAAUCUGAAAAUUACAGGAGGAAGGGCAUUCAUUAAUCCAUUUAUACUGGAUAUGCCAUGAAGAUGAUACAUUUACAUACAAGUCAUUAGAAUUAGGUAUGGUUACUGCAAGAGUGACUAGUUAAAUUUUAUCCAGGUUAAGAAGGGAGGAGGGGAUCAAUGUAUAAGAGUGCGGCAACCUAUCAAAGUGGUAAAUGUCACAUGGUCUUAUUUACUGUUGCCCCAAACUCACUCUGCUGGAUUCUUUGUACUGCAGUGUUGCCAUCCCUGCAGUAUAACCACGGGGUAGAUGUCAACUGAUGCAAGAAGGCAACGGUGAGUUUUAUUUGUUCUCGUUACAGGUACCCUGCAUAUUAGUGAGGUCCCAGGUGCAAGCCAACAGGUUUCCAAUAACAAACAAUAAUUGUGCAAGCUGAAGUGACCAGACUGGGUUUUUGAGAGACAAUCAUGUGCCUCAUGCAGGAGGAAGGGGCACAGGUUCGCUGAAAUUGUUUUAUGUACCAACCCAUCUUAGUUUUAUUUAUAGAAGAAAGUUCUGUCAGUAAAGCAAAACAUCAAAUUUGGAUACCAAUACAAAAAAAUGUCAGAUUAGUAGCAGCUAACAGGAAUUACACAGGCUUGCAUGUUCCAUGCGUGAGUUUCUUCUACUUGCAUAUUGAUUCGGUACCAGCAAACUGAAGUUAAUGAGUAUGUCUGUUCGGUAUUUUCUUUUCUACUUGUAUGGUCUUCAAAUUUCACAGGUCAGGGCAUAUAUGUUCAGAUAUGCUUUGUUUUGCUGUACUGAUUUGUUUAUUUCCAAAGUGUAAGGUGUACAUAUUUUCCUGCAGAUCCUUGUAAGCCAAUAUAUUGAGACAUCAUGUGAACUAUUUAAAUAAAAGUAAUCACAUUUCAUAGAAAUUUUAACUGCUGUAGUCUGUUUUCCAAAACAUGACACUAAGAUUAUGGGUUAGAUUUGUCAGUAAUGUUUGGCGAUAUGUGAAGAUCACCAUUUCAGGACAGUAAGGCGAGUCUUACACAUUUGGUUAAUACUAGAACAUCAACACAAACGUGGAAUUCCCCCGAACCUCUAGUUAAUGAC